UUUCCAGAUCUAGCAACGCUGUCGCUGAGUGUCGUUCUUUUUUGUGCUGGUUUACUACGUAAAAGUGUUGCUCGCUCUGCGUUCGUGCGAUAAAUAAAUUAGUAUCAUUCCCAACCGGGCGUCCAGGCGGUCGAAACGAAGGAUUGACAUCCAAUUUCCUGGCUAACAACAAUAUCGAAACCAAGAGUUUGGUCCAAAGUGCGUGCGAGUGUGUUGGUGCGUUUCGCUUCGCGUGUGAGUGUGUGUGUGUGUGCGUGUGUGUCGUAGCAGCAGCGCCAGUGGAGGAAGAAGAAGCAGCAGCAACAGCAGCAGCAGCAGAAAAGGAGCAGCGGAAGAAGAAGAUUGUCCAGGCACAUUUGCCGGAACGGGAACGAACCCGUAACUUGGAAGGGACACAAGGCGAGAGAGCGCGUUAGUGGAGAGAGAAAUGCAACAACAACCGGAGUCCGGAGGCGAGGAGAGCUGGCUGGAGGAGCAGUGUCACCGAGAAAUCCACGGUCAGCACGAUGAAUACGAACGGGAGUUUGUGCGUCAGCGGGAUAACAAUCUGGGCACUGUUUGGGGAGCAUUCCAGGAUUCGGCCACCGCCGUUGCCCAGCUGUACAGAGAACGCUCAUCGAACACAUUUUCCUCGGAUACAGGCGCCCUUUGGCUGCCCUUCCAGACCGCAGCUGGCACUGUGACAACACUCUACAAAGAAUCAUGUGAUGGUCUCAAACGCACCAGCGACGCUGCCAUUCAAUGCGGCUACCAAAGACGCACUCGCGAAUUGGCCGAUUGGGCGCGUAGCAAAAAACGCCGCAUGAUACGUCGCGAGGAUCUGUUGGCCUAUUUGGCCGGAAAGCCACUACCGCCAUCCAACUCAAAUCCACAUGCCAAUCGUCGCUCACCGAAGCCGGAGCAUCACCACCAGAGCGGCAGUGGUGGCUCUGGCCUGGGAUUCCACGGCUCCGGACUGGGCCUGACCGGUGGUCCGCUCACAGCUGCCGGCGGUGGGCACUUGCUGUCCGCCGGAGCUGCCGGUGGCCGUCAGGAGGUAACGGGCGGUGCCCCCGGCGGCGGAAUCGGCGAUGACUUGCACACGUUCAAGGAGGCCUUGGUUUUGCGGCCCCGUGGCCCGGAACUAUUCGCAUUUGUCGCCAACGAAAUAGCGCGACAUUGCAAGCGUCCCGGGAGUCCCAUCGACGACAAAAUGGACAUUUGCCACUACAGUAGUAAACGCCAGCGCUUCAUGUAAUCCACAAGCAAUUGCAAUUGCGAUCCCAGCCCAAAGCCAAGCUCCCGGUCACUAAGACACCAUGUAACUCCACCUCGUCUAAUUGAAAAUGAAAAUGGAAAUAAAAAGGAAAAAUAUAAAGGCCACUGCGAGCGAAUCGAGUCGAAGGCUUGCGAGAACGAGAACAUAAGUAGUAACUUGAUGUUAAGAUUUUCAGUUUAAGAAUUGCCUACCGUAUUGUUUUUUUUUUAACAAAGCAACCCACUUUUAGCCACCCACUUUGUGCACAUACAUGCAGCAAAUGUACGUAAAACACACAAAAACCACACACAUGAAUAGGGUUAAGUUAUGUUUUAGUUGAUAGCACUUAAGCGAAAAGUCAUGUCGAUUGUAAUGACACCAGAAGGAAGAUGUUUAUGUUAUAAGGAUAAUGCCGAUGGUGGGCACAAACUGUUAAUCAUUGUCAUCAUGCAUUAAUGCGAACGGAGUGAAAAGCUUAGGAGUACGAUAUCUGUUAUAUGCCAGCUGUGCGUCUGAUUUACGAUUACGAUUAAGCGAAGCGGUAAUAGUGAAUGGUAUUGUAAAAUGUAUAACCCACAAUAUAUUAUACAUAUAUAUAUUUUUUUUUUUUUGCAUUAUGCAAACCACAAAUGAAGCUGUGUAAAUAACAACAAAAUAAGAGACACCCCCCAGAAAUCCGAAGCAGAAAUAUAAUGUUACAUAUUUAUAUAUAUACACUCUUUGUAUAUGCUACUUAAAGCCGCCUCUGCCGCCUCAUUUCAUCCAAUUUCCGAAACUUGCAGCUCAAAAUGCCACAAAUGUGGGUGUCCAACGAAAUCGAAAUUGUGCCCAUAACUCAUGGCGGUUGAGGGAGCUGAAAAGUCUAAUGCUCGGAUGUGGAAACUAAAACUAAAACUAUGAUGUGCAAUCCGUGGUGAUUGUGACUUCAAGCUAGCCAGGUUAUACCAGAUACCCCCCACAUCUAUUUAUACAUAUAUAGAUAGCUAUGUAUAUGAGUAGCAUACGAUGAUGUAACAUUGAUCCACGUAGUUCGGUGAGAGAAAUCCGGAGGCAGAGAAUUACUAAAGCUAAAUAUUGAAGAGGGAAGCAAGCCGGAUAAAUUAAUUGUGUAUCGGCGCGAAGUCAAGAGUCGGGAAUCGAAGUCCUAUGAAAAUAUUGCGUUGUAUUUGUAUGUACUAAACUAAACGAUUAUUUAAAAUCCGAAAUCCAUAAGAAUGUCGAAAAACAAUACCUUAAUGCAAAGAACAACCGGCGAGAGAUCCGAAAACAAAAUUGUAAGUUAAAUAAAAACGUAUGAAAAAAAAGAACAGAAAAAUGCAAAGCAAAUGUCGUUUUUAUUUAACAAGGGGCUAAUUUAAACAAAGAUUAUAAUUUAAACAAGGAUUAUAUUUAUCAGCGAACUGGAGAAUAUCCAUAUCCAUUUUACCCACGAAAUUAAAAUAGGUGUGGAAUUUUACAUUGAAAUUCAUUGCUAUUUUUAUUUCGUAUUUCAUUAAUAUUAAUUACAUUUCUUGUAUAUAUCUUGUGUGUGUAUAUAUAUAUAUAUAUAAUUUUAUUUCCAUGUAAUUUAUGUUUCGUUUGUUGAUUUUGUUGACUGCUCAAAGCUGGCGAAUAUGUUCGUUUCGAAGGUUAUCUAAAAUUAGUUACGAAAACUCAGCGAAAAUAUAUAUAUCCUGUUUGCAAUUCUGGCCGGUUACACUGAGAAAAUAUAUGUGGAAAAUAUCGUGUAAAUUUCAAAAAUAGAAACUGUCAGCAGCUUUUUAAUCAAAAAAUAAUUGGCUGUCGGUGAUUAAAUUCGCAAGUAAAAUAGAGUCAACUCUUGUGUGCUUUCUCGUUGAAAGUAAGCAAUAAAUUAGCCAAAAAUAACAA
Drosophila sechellia is the source of this 3106-nucleotide messenger RNA. RefSeq names its product UPF0472 protein C16orf72 homolog. Bases 428 to 1237 code for a protein of 269 amino acids. Lineage: Eukaryota; Metazoa; Arthropoda; Insecta; Diptera; Drosophilidae. The transcript is spliced from 5 exons. The record is from RefSeq and is a predicted model, not a curated record.